AUGAUAGUUAGAAAUGUACUUACCAGGAAAGUGUUAUGCUGCCUGCUCUUUUUCUUACCCGCUAUCGUUGUCGCUUCUGAAUCCGAAUCUGAAUGUGGAGUAGCGGGGCUACAGACCACAGCGAAGGGUCUAGGUUUCGAGGGAUCUGAGAUAUCUCGUUACCUCACUUUGGUUAAGAGAAUAGACAAGUGCAUAGCAGCAGAUAAUAAGAAAGACAGGAACUAUGCUGAUACCCUAAAGCAACUAAGGAAUCAGCUCUACUACAAGGCAGGAUUGCUUCAAUUAUCCCUUGGACAAGAAUUGAAAGCUAUGUCAUCCUUUGAAAGCAUGCUGAGAGAUCAGGACUACAGGAACUCGUACACUAGCCUUGCCACAAAAAGAUUGAAUGAACUAUACAUUGAAUUUGGGUUUUGGGAUAAACUGACAAAUGAUGAGGAUAAUAUGGCGGAGAUCUUUAGUUCUCUAAAUUCCACGCUUUUCCAAAAAUUAGAGAAGGGUGCUAGCAGUAUAGACACUUUGCCGGACGAACUGAGACCUAUGCUAGAUAUUUCACCCUACGAUUUGACUACCCUGCAAGUUUCCAUCGAGUUUUUGACGAAAAAGCUUUCCGAGAAUUUAGAACCUUCUUUCGCCAAUGAACUAGUAAGACAUUACGAUUUGGUUUUGGAAAAAUACAAGACAUCUCUGACUUUAGACCAACGUUUGAAAAUACACCAUGCAAAUGCUAUCCUUUUGAUGGUUGUACUGAACUCAGACCCAUCUCAUCAAUUAAGAAGGUGCUUAGCGAUUGACAUGGAUUACUCCCCUUGUAAAAUCCUUACUCUACUCAAUUCGAAACUAGAGAAAAUCAAUCCACACCGGGCUCAAAUACUUGAUCCGGACGUUUAUGCGUUCCCCGAGAGGGAGCGUGGUGGUAGGCAAGCGACAGAAGUUCAUUGGGAAAACUUGGCAAAGUUUUACCUGGAUCUAACCUCAAAGCCAUGCAUUCGGAAGCUGCCAAAGGACUAUAAGUUUGCAAAUAACUAUGAACUUAUUAUGGAUACGAUGAGCAAACUUUUGAAUCAACUAUUUGAAGACGAUCAACCUCUAGCAACCAGGAGGAUGAUUGAAGUGAACACAAAAGGAAAAUACGCAACAGAGUUUGGCAAAUACAUAGAUCUAAUUGUGUGUGAAUCCAGUAUCCACACUUCUCAUCCAAUCACAAAAAAAUUGAAGCUAUCUCAAUACUGUAAAAAAUGCCUAAAAUCCGUGUUAGACGAGGAGCAAUGGGAAGAUUUCAAUAAGGCUUUAACUAAAAAAGAAAGGUUGCCGGAUAAUGUUUUGAAUGGCCUGUGGAACAAUUAUCCAAAUAUGGCCAUUUACAUGGUUGAUACUAUUCUUCACAAACAUAAAGUGAAGAGCGGUGGUAUAAGCCCUGUCCAAGAUGAAAUCCUGCAGUUUUUCACAGAUAAUCACCUCAACGAGUCAGAGAACAAGUUUAUCAAAAAGCAAAGAGACUACAUUAACAAGCUUGUGGAGAAGAAACAGCAGCAAGAACAAGAGCAGUUCCAAAACCACCAUCAACAAUUCUUUAACUUCGGACAGCAACAAUAUCAACAACAUCAACAUCAUCAACAGCAGCAGCAACAAUAUGCGGAGCCCCCUCCAAAGACAGAUAAGGAUUACUAUAAGAUUUUAGGGGUUGCAAAGAACUCCGAUUCAAAGAAUAUCAGGAAAGCCUAUCUCAACUUAACGAAGAAGUAUCAUCCAGACAAACAGGGCCAAUUAUCACAAAAAGAGCAAGAACAAAAUCAUGAAAAAAUGUCUGAAAUCAAUGAAGCUUACGAAAUAUUGGGCGACGAGAGUAAGAAGAAAGAAUAUGAUGACGGGAGACUUGGCAAUGGGAAUGCUCAUUUUAGACAACAGCAAGGUGCUCCUUUUGGAAGGAGAGGAGGUCAAAUGAAAUUCAAACAAGGUGGUGGCUUUCCGUUCGGUAACGGAAAUUUCAAAAUGAACUUUGGUCAUUGA
Molecule: messenger RNA, 2007 nt
Organism: Huiozyma naganishii CBS 8797
Lineage: Eukaryota; Fungi; Ascomycota; Saccharomycetes; Saccharomycetales; Saccharomycetaceae
Gene: JEM1
Product: Jem1p
Exons: 1
Coding region: 1-2007 (668 amino acids)
Biological process (GO): protein folding in endoplasmic reticulum
Cellular component (GO): endoplasmic reticulum
Molecular function (GO): protein-folding chaperone binding; misfolded protein binding
Source: RefSeq, a predicted model, not a curated record